Molecule: messenger RNA, 387 nt
Organism: Astrephomene gubernaculifera
Lineage: Eukaryota; Viridiplantae; Chlorophyta; Chlorophyceae; Chlamydomonadales; Astrephomenaceae
Source: the annotation of a GenBank genome assembly
CUGCGCACGGGGGAGCUCUUCUUGCUGGCAGCAGCAGCGGGCCUGUCGCACAGCGGUCGCCUGAUUACCGCAGCCGCACAAGCGGUGGCCACAGCGGACACUGCAGGAGCAGCAGCAGCCGCAGCUGGCUACCUAGACCUCAACAACGCCCUGGUCGGCAUCCAACACCAGCACCCGGCGGCGGCGGUGGCGGCACGCUUGCGCCGCCACCCCGGCCGAGCAACCGCAGCAGCCGCCAGCCGUCAAGCCCAGGAGCACCUCGCAGCACUACGGCAGCAGGCCACGCAGCUGCUGGUGGCGGGGCUUACCGUGGCGGAUAGUCAGCUGAGCCGCAACGUGGCGCUGUGGACGGAGGAGGCGGUGGCGGCCAGGAACUACAACAGCGCG